AUGAAUCUUUCCAUUCACGAUUUUACAAUCAUCUGGCUUGAUGCCAACAACGAGCAACCAGACACUUUCUUUGAUCGGCCUUCUAUACUUACUUCGAUUAUUUCGGAUCUGCAUACAUUUGAUAAUCCAUCUGACUGUCUUGAUUACAUAACAUCAAUUCAUUCAAAUAUUCGUAUUUUUCUUCUCGUAUCUGGUCAAUUAGGUAAAAGUAUAAUGUCUAUGAUGCACGAUCAUUCAAAGAUCUGUUAUGUUUACAUUUAUUGUACAAAUCGUAAACAACAUGAGAAAUGGACAAAAGAUUAUAGCAAAAUUCGUGGCAUCUAUGUCGAUCGUACUGUUCUACUACAUCAAUUAACUGCCGAUGUUGCACUAUAUUCGAAAGAACUUUCUGCACCGAUCACACUGUUCAAACGAGACGAUCUGAGUAAACAAGAGAGAUCAAUUCGAAAUUUAAGUAAGGAAAGCAGUAUGUUUAUGUGGUUUCAAUUAUUGCUCGAAACAUUACUUGACUCAAAACAGACGAUUAAUGCACGUAAAGAAAUGCUGAAUGAAUGCAAAAGAGAAUACCAAGAAGAUCCUGUUCAAUCGAGUAAAAUCGAAGAGUUUGAAGCCAACUAUUCGCCUACUGAAGCUGUCCGAUGGUACACACGAGAUUGUUUUCUCUUUCGAUUAGUCAACCGUGCGAUGCGCACUCAGAAUAUUGAUACAAUCUAUACAUACCGUUCGUUCAUUCUUGAUUUGCAUAAACAACUUUGCAGACUAAGUAUUAGUACACUCGACAUUGAUGAAGUAUAUCGUGGUCAAUUAAUGGCAUUUGAAGAAAUUGAACACAUGCGUUCAAAUAUCAAUGGUCUUAUCUCGAUCAAUACUUAUUUUUCUACAUCAAAACGUUUAUAUAUCGCAUCCGGGUUUAGUGGAGGAGGUUUGGGUCGACCAUGUCUUGAGUCAGUGGUUUUUACUAUAAAAAUUCGACCAAAUAUGACUGAAAAACCAUUUGCUAAUAUACAAGACUAUAGUUAUAUAUCUCAGGAAGGUGAAGUUCUGUUCAGUGCAGGUACCAUUUUUCAGAUUAUCGAUGUAAGUGAAUUGACUGAUGGAAUAUGGUCAGUAGAACUGAAUCUCAGUAGUGACAUACAGGAACAAUGGUACGAUGUUAUGCGAUACUUACGCACUGAAAUGACUGCACGACCAACUCUGGUCACAUUGGGUAAUUUUCUAUCCGAAAUGGGUGACUUAGACAAAUCGGAGCGAUACUAUCAUCUACUAAUGAACGAACUCGAAAAUGAAGAAGAUACAGGAGCUAUACUGACGGCCAUUGCUGCAGUACAUUUUCGUAAAAAUGAUUUUACUCGUGCUCUUAACUAUUGUAAUCAGGGGCUCGAACAACUGACAGCAUUACCCCAUAUUCAUCCUGAUCUGGCCACAGCAUAUAAUAUUAUGGGUAUGAUUCAACUUGAACUGAAUCAAUUGGAUGAUGCUGUGCAAUAUUUUAAGUAUGCUUUGAAUGUUCACGAACAAACUUUACCGAAUGAUGAUCCAUUGAUCGCUGCUGAUCUACAUAAUAUGGCAACGGUCGAUUUAAAAGCAGAACGAUUCGACGAAGCAUUAACAAGAUUCAACCGAUCUUUGCAGAUUAAACUUGCGGUAUUACCUGCUGAUCAUCCACUUGUUGGUCACACGUAUGCCAAUAUGGGUCUGCUAUUUGCUAAGCAGAAACAAUGGACUAAGGCUCAUUAUUUCUACGAUAAAGCAAUAGAUAUUCAACAAAAAACUUUGCCAAUUACUCAUCCCGAUCUUGCUGUAUCGUAUGCAAACAAAGCUUCUGCUCUUGUUGGAGAAAAACAAUUUGAUCGUGCAUUACAAUUGUAUAAUCAAGCACUUGCCAUCGAAUUGGCAAGAGAUCCACUGUGCACAAGUCAUUUAGUAAAUAUCUAUGAGCAAAUCGGUUUAAUUUAUAUUCAGACGCGUGAGCAUACAGAAGCCAUAUACUCGUUUGAAAAAGCUCUACAACAUGAACUCAAUUGUCAUGCAUCUUGGAACCAAUUGUGUCCAUUGCGUAAUAAUUUGGGUACAGCACAUUACAAAAAUGGUAAUUAUCAAUUGGCAUUAAAAGAAUACGAAGCAGCACUUGAUCUCAUUCCAUCGGAUGAUAAUAGUUCAAAGCGGUUUUCUACUUUAAAUAAUAUUGCUACUGCUUAUUUCAGUAUGGAAAAUUAUUCAUAUGCCCUUCAGUUCUAUCAGAAAUUGAUUGAUACUUUGGACAAUAUAAAUAUUUCUCCUUCCAAAGACAAUUUAAUGCUCAUUUAUCAAAAUAUUGGUUUAUGUUACUUAGCUAUUGAAGACAACGAUUUGGCUCUAGAAUACUUUGCUCGAGUGCUUUCAUUUACUGAAAAUCCAUCAAUUCUGAGCAAAACUCAUUCUUAUAUAGCGGAUAUAUUUCUCAAUAAAAAUGAGUUGACUAACGCCAUAGAAAACUACGAGCUGGCAUUGAAAUAUGACUCAUCGAAUGAAGACUUCGUUAUCACAACGUAUAAUUCAAUCGGAACAGCACAUCAUCUUCUAAACGAUAUUUCAAAGGCUUUGAGCAACUAUCAACAUGCACUAAAUAUUCUACAUAAAGCACGAUCCAACGAUACAUGUGCAUUGGCCGCUGCAUACGGUAACAUUGCUAAUGUAUAUUGGCAAGUAGAUGAUUUUACUAACGCCAUAGAAUAUUAUACAAGACAACUUAAUCUUGAAACUGAUCCUGAUGUAAAGCAUCAAAUAGAAGAAGACAUUGAAAAUAUUCGUCUUCAUCUUCAAUUAAGAGAUCAUCUGUAA
This is a messenger RNA of Adineta ricciae, 2820 nucleotides long. NCBI's taxonomy places the organism in Eukaryota, Metazoa, Rotifera, Eurotatoria, Adinetida, Adinetidae. The record is from the annotation of a GenBank genome assembly.